Messenger RNA from Iphiclides podalirius (scarce swallowtail), 1527 nucleotides. The record is from the annotation of a GenBank genome assembly. NCBI's taxonomy places the organism in Eukaryota, Metazoa, Arthropoda, Insecta, Lepidoptera, Papilionidae.
AUGAAUAGGGAUCAAAUUACUCUGACAAAUGGAUUGACGAACGAAUCGCUAACAUGCGGUACAAUAGCACAAGAAGCAAUGAACCUAGCGGUGUCACUCUCUCGUAUUGGUGUCCAAAAGGGAGAUGUGAUUGCCUUAUGUUCAGAAAACAGGAUGGAAUUCUGGCCCACUGUCAUCGGUGCCGCAUGUACCGGUGCUGUGAUAACCACCAUUAAUCUUGGAUACAGGAAAGAGGAAUUUAAGAAUGUGAUGAGCAUAUCGAAACCGAAAUACGCUAUCUUCUCGCCGCGAACCUUCGGAGACUUUGAGAAAACUGUGCGAUCGUUAAAUCACAUACACAAGAUUAUUUUAUACGGAGAGAAGCGACAAGAAAAUACUUUGUUAUAUAAUGAACUGGCUCGUAUAUGUCUUAAUGGAGUGCUGAAAAACAAUAUCGAUUUCGAUAAAUUUGAGACGGUUGAUGUUCGAGGGCAGACCGAUACCCUGUUUGUCCUGUAUUCGUCAGGGACAACGGGUUUGCCAAAAGGAGUCAUGCUCACACAUUUAAACGUCAUAGCUGCGUGCAGUUUACCGGUGUCAACGGAUCCACAAGAAACCAGUAUUAUCGUCACGCCAUGGUAUCACGUUAUGGGAUUAAUUGGAACUUUGAGGUCAUUAAGAGUUGCUUCAAAGUCUGUCUACUUGCCAAAAUUCGACGUAGAUACCUAUUUGAAGACAAUUGAAAUGUACAAGGCUAGCCAACUUAUACUUGUCCCGCCAGUGUUGGUGGUUCUCAGCAAAUACCAAUCCAACCAUGACGUCAGCUCCGUCAAACUGAUCAUUUCCGGAGCUGCACCUCUGCACGGCGACACUAUAGAAGCAGUUCGAAAAAGGUUUACCAAUUGUGAGGCAGUAUUACAAGGUUACGGCAUGACCGAAUCAACACUUGCCAUUACACGGGAUACUUAUCAGACGGUUCAAUCAUCCAAACAUGGCGGAGUUGGAUCUAUAUGCGAAGGCUUUACUGUCAAGAUUGUGGAUUUGGAGACGAGAAACCCUUUGGGACCAAACCAGCCUGGUGAGAUAUGUGUGAAAGGGGUCAUGGUAAUGAAAGGAUAUAUUGGAAAGGACGUGAAGGAGGAUUUUGAUGAAGAGGGUUUCUACAAAACCGGGGACAUUGGGUACUAUGAUCAAGACAAAUAUUUUUAUAUAGUGGACAGACUUAAAGAGCUCAUUAAGUACAAAGGCUAUCAGGUCGCGCCUGCGGAACUGGAAGCCCUACUUCUGCGGCAUCCAGGAGUUCGUGACGUGGGUGUGGUAGCUUUGCCCGAUGAGACUGCAGGAGAAGUGCCGCUUGCGUUCGUUGUGCCUCAGCCAGGAAGCGCCCUUACGGAAGCAGAACUGCAGAAAUUCGUAGUUGACAGAGUAUCGAAUCCAAAGCGUUUACGAGGCGGUGUACGGUUUGUGAAGGAGAUUCCGAAAAAUCCUAGCGGGAAAAUACUUCGAAAGGUUUUGCGAAAAAUGAUUAAGAAUACUGCCAGUAAACUC